Phragmites australis (common reed) is the source of this 816-nucleotide messenger RNA. RefSeq lists its product as uncharacterized. NCBI's taxonomy places the organism in Eukaryota, Viridiplantae, Streptophyta, Magnoliopsida, Poales, Poaceae. The transcript is spliced from 2 exons. The record is from RefSeq and is a predicted model, not a curated record. The coding region runs from base 28 to 537 and encodes 169 amino acids.
CCUACUUUGGAAAAUAAACUCAAUUCUAUGACCCAAAAUAUUAUUGAUACGGCGGUGGACAGGGUCCUGCUUGAGUGUGCAGACAAAGUGCUUGCUGAAAAUGAUUUGCAGCUUGAUGGUCAGGUGGCAGAGGUUUUUUCAGCAAAUGAUGACGUGCAUAGUUCAGAGAGCCCUCCUACAGAUUUUCUUGGAGUCGGUACAGGUGGUGCUGAUUUUGAUCGUGGCUCUAGUGGUUGCGGUUAUGGUGGUCUAGUUACUCACGCUGAAGCCACUCUUGCCAAGGCUGCUUGUGUCAGGGCUGCGAGCACAGCAGUUCGUGGUGCUGCAGGAGUGGGUACCCCUGCGGCUGUGCUUGCUGCUGCAGCUGUGGAGGAGGUGUGCAACACACCAAAGCGUUCAAAUCCUCGGUUGGCUAAGCAUAAUGACGACGACUCUAUUCAGAAGGCAAAGAAGAGGGCGGCAUGGAAGAAUUUGGACUUCAGUGGAGGUAAUCUUCAGGGCGACUUAUUGGAUCCGACAAUGGUCCAUGCUGCAUAAGAAGGAGGAGCGCCCGUUGUUCAAACGUGGGUGCAGAGACUUGGAGACAAUAUUGAUGGCGGUCUUCACAAAGUUUGGUUGGUGCUUCCGGAAUCGAAUUGAAGCGUAGCUUUUAGUUCCUUUCCAGUCGUUUGGUCGCUCACCUUUGUUGGGCUUAAACUUUGUUGCUUUUUUAUUCCCCGCUUCGUUGUAAGCACUUGAGUCGUAGGGCUUGUUUUGUGGUUGACGCACAGCUGUGUACCAUCGCCGGAUGGUAGAGGCUGGAACUUUGUUCCAUUA